AUGACAAAUUACAACAGCAAGGGACAUGGUCCAUACGGAUGUGAGGACCCAUAUGAUCUGCUACCUCACCGCAGUGGUUCAGCCAUUCCUAGCUCCACGCAGCACGAAGCUCAACGCUGGUGGGUUGGAGGCGAGUUGGUCGACCGAACACUCCCAAAGUAUUCACAGCAUGAUCAGCGUGGCCGUCAUUCGCCAGUUGUGAUCAGCGACGACGACAGCGGCGGCUACGAGAUACCUCAUCCUGUGCCGCAGGUAGCCGGCGUUGGUCAAGCUUCGAGGAGCGCGCGAUUCGACUUCAAUAAUAGUGAGCAGACCGUACCUUGGGCGGAGAGACCACACAGCGGCUCGCUUUACAAACCACGCUCGCUCGUUGACGAUGCCGAUGCCGAGUUGCGAUCGUAUCUGGCGGAAAGGUCGAUCUCCAAUGGAUUUCUCGUUGAAAUUGACCAAUUUCUACGCAGUCAUCCCGAGAUUACCGAAUACCCCGAGGGCCGCGACACCAUCAUGCAAAUGAACUCUUCGUCACCGUUGGAGGCGUACAAGUUCUUCCUGCGUGGCUACACGAGACCUGCCAGGUACAUUGAUGGCAUAGUGAAGUCGGAAUACUUCACACUACCUACCAACUACCCAUAUCGACCACUCCGCACGAAGGUGGAUCCAGAACUUGUGGAGUUUUUUGACGGGUUCGACUACAGGUGGGACAUCAUUGAGCGCAUUGACAAGAUAGUGCAAACAGGUAUUUUCGAGCUCUCGCGAGGUAGACUGCUACCCUGGGGCUACCGUCGGCUCAUUUGUUAUGCUGUCUGGGGAAACCCAUCGGACGCAUACAAGUGGUUUGAGUAUCACCUUCAAGAGGAUUACCUUCCACACAGAUACCUUCCGGAGCAUGUGGUUCUUGGUCAUGUGCCGAUGCUCGUAGGGGAGGGUGAUCCGCAGCCUUCUUCGCUCGGUACAUCUGGGCGCCACAUGGACGUAAGGUUCCGGAUGGCAAGAGCUAAUGAUAAAGGCAUCGAUGUGCUUCAAGUCCUUAUGAAAGAGUUCAAGGCAGCUCUCGUUCGCAAGGGUUUCAGACGCAUGGAGAUUGACACCAUGUACGAUCGUGGUAAAGCUCGGCUGGAAAAUGAGCGACAAUAUCCAACAGGCAAGUGGAAAGAAUGGAGCGUGAGCGUGCUGUAG
This is a messenger RNA of Boeremia exigua, 1176 nucleotides long. RefSeq lists its product as uncharacterized. NCBI's taxonomy places the organism in Eukaryota, Fungi, Ascomycota, Dothideomycetes, Pleosporales, Didymellaceae. The transcript is spliced from 3 exons. The record is from RefSeq and is a predicted model, not a curated record. The coding region runs from base 1 to 1176 and encodes 391 amino acids.